Molecule: messenger RNA, 270 nt
Organism: Alternaria arborescens
Lineage: Eukaryota; Fungi; Ascomycota; Dothideomycetes; Pleosporales; Pleosporaceae
Exons: 1
Coding region: 1-270 (89 amino acids)
Source: RefSeq, a predicted model, not a curated record
AUGAAGCUUGCUCUCAUUGCUCCCGCUCUGCUCAGUCUCGCUGUCGCAGGACCCCUACCAUCAUCCGAAGGUGUGCACGUCUUGACAAAGCGUCAAACGCGCCCUAUCGGCUCCUGCGACCCCGGUCCGAACUUUUGCGGCUUUUCACUCGAAGAAUGCAAUACUCAGCUCGCGGCUCUUCGUGCCCCCUGUACAAACAGGUGCAUUCCCCAAGGUCUUCCUGUGCGUGUGGAAUGCCUUGCUCCUCGCAACCUCGGUUGCUUCUGUUAA